Messenger RNA from Rana temporaria (common frog), 2856 nucleotides. It is a transcript of the gene GAS1, whose product is annotated as growth arrest specific 1. The record is from RefSeq and is a predicted model, not a curated record. Gene Ontology annotation, biological process: regulation of cell cycle. Lineage: Eukaryota; Metazoa; Chordata; Amphibia; Anura; Ranidae. The transcript is spliced from 2 exons. Bases 193 to 996 code for a protein of 267 amino acids.
GCGAGCCCCGGCAGCCCGGGUAGAGAGUAGAGAAGAGCCGCACAUCGCCGCACGCACACCGCCGCACAUCUCUUGGUUCCCAGGCUGUGAUGAGAACACGCCGUGUCCCGGGAGAAGAGGCGCUGACUUUGCCAUGGUGAAGGAUGAGGACUGCCAUUACAAUGCCUUGUAGCUGCUCUUAGUCGGGCAGGGAUGGCGGCCCGGUGCACGUUGCUGUUGUUGCUGGGCUCGGUGUUGGGGGUGGCUCUAAGCCGGGGCCUGAUUUGUUGGCAUGCCAUCUUGCAGUGCCAGCGGGAGUCUGACUGUAGCUAUGCCUUCAGCCAAUACACCGAGGCUUGUUCUUCAGUCAUAUCCCGCCCGGGAGAAUCUUCCCGUCACCACCGCUGCCCCAGUCAUUGCAUCUCCGCCCUCAUCCAACUCAACUCCACGAAGGGGGGGCCGGCCCUGGAGAACUGUGACUGCGCCGUAGACGACAGCUGCAAAGCCACCAAGCGGGCCAUCGAGCCGUGCAUGCCCUGGACCAGCGGAGCAAGAGUUGGGGGCGGGGCCUCGGCGGCGGGAGGCGGGGCCAUCAUGGGCUGCACGGAAGCCCGCAGACUGUGCGAUGGGGACCGCCGCUGCCAAGCCUCUGUCAACCGCUACAUGAGCAAGUGUGGUCGGCUCUUCAAUGGGGUGCGAUGUACGGACGAGUGCCGGGGGGUGAUCGAGGACAUGAUGCAGGUGCCUAAGGCUCUGCUGCUCAAUGACUGUGUGUGUGAUGGGCCAGAGAGAGCCAUCUGUGAGACCCUCAAGGAGAACAUGGCCCGCCUGUGCUUUGGGGCCGAGCCUGGCAGCAGUGGCAACUCGGACUACGACGAAUACGAGGAUGAGUACGACGAAGAGGAAGAGCCACACCGGGUUGUCACCGGUGACACCAAUAAUGGAUCGCCCACGUUGUACGCUAACGCGCUCACCUUGGGGACUUCCGUGGCACUGGUGCUACUUCUACUGGGGUGACAUGGACGUCUGAUGGGCCAAUGCAUCUACUGUCAACCCCAUCCAGGGGCAGCUGCUGGACAUAGCGCAAGACUUUCAGCUGUCACGUUUGGAACUGAAGGAAAACAAAAAAAAGAUGUCGCUAUAGGACGCAAGAACAUGUGCCCUUUAAGACUGGGCAUACGCUAUGUAGUCUGAUUGUACAUCUGCCAACGACUAUGGGUCUGCCUGUCACCCCGAAUAGAUAGGUCCUACUACAUAGUUGUGGUAAAUCCAAAAUUGAUUGUACAGUCAAGUUGCAUUGUGUUUGGUGACCCUUGGGUUGUCCUACACAAAGUCAUCUGAUCGUAUGAUCUCCUUUAGAUCUGCCAACAAUUAGGUACUCCAAGAACCUGCCUGUCAACCCGAAUAGAUAGGUCCUACGCUAUGUAGUCUGAUUGUACUACUCCUUUACAUCUGCCAACGACUAUGGGUCUGCCUGUCACCCCGAAUAGAUAGGUCCUACGCUAUGUAGUCUGAUUGUACUAUCUCCUUUACAUCUGCCAACGACUAUGGGUCUGCCUGUCACCCCGAAUAGAUAGGUCCUACGCUAUGUAGUCUGAUUGUACUACUCCUUUACAUCUGCCAACGACUAUGGGUCUGCCUGUCACCCCGAAUAGAUAGGUCCUACGCUAUGUAGUCUGAUUGUACUACUCCUUUACAUCUGCCAACGACUAUGGGUCUGCCAGUCACCCCGAAUAGAUAGGUCCUACGCUAUGUAGUCUGAUUGUACUACUCCUUUACAUCUGCCAACGACUAUGGGUCUGCCUGUCACCCCGAAUAGAUAGGUCCUACGCUAUGUAGUCUGAUUGUACUACUCCUUUACAUCUGCCAAUGACUAUGGGUCUGCCUGUCACCCCGAAUAGAUAGGUCCUACUACAUAGUUGUAGUAAAUCCAAAAUUGGUUGUACAGUCAAGUUCCAUUGUGUUUGGUGGUGACCCUUGGGUUGUCCUACACAAAGUCAUCUGAUCGUAUGAUCUCCUUUAGAUCUGCCAACAAUUAGGUACUCCAAGAACCUGCCUGUCAACCCGAAUAGAUAGGUCCUACGCUAUGUAGUCUGAUUGUACUACUCCUUUACAUCUGCCAACGACUAUGGGUCUGCCUGUCACCCCGAAUAGAUAGGUCCUACUACAUAGUUGUAGUAAAUCCAAAAUUGGUUGUACAGUCAGAUCGCAGUGUUUGGUGACUCUUGGGUUGUCCUGCACUAAGUCAUUUGAUCGUAUAAUCUUUAGAUCUGCCAACAAUGAUGUAGUUCAAGAGUCUGCUUGUCUGAGGACAAACCAAAUGGAUCCUACUACAUAGUUCUAAAUCUAAAAUUUGAUUGUAUAGUCAGAUUGCAAUAUGUUUGGUGACCCAUGGGUUGUCAUACACUAAGUCACCUGAACAUAUAAUCUCCCUUAGAUCUGCCAGUGACUAUGUAGUGCAAGGGUCUUCUUGUCAAACCAAAUAGGUAGGUUCUACUGUAUAGUUAUGGUACAUCUAAAAUUGAUUGUACAGUCAGAUUGCAAUGUGUAUGGUGAUCCCUGGUUGUCAUACACAAAGACAUCUGAUCGUAUAAUCUGUAGAUCUGCCAACAACUACGUAGUGCAGGGGUCUGCUUGUCUGAGUACAAACCAAAUAGAUAGGUCCUACUAUAUAGUUAUGAUAAAUCUAUAAUUGAAUGUAUAGUCAGAUUGCAAUGUGUUUGGUGACCCUUGUGCUGUCAUACACUAAGUCAUCUGAUCGUGCAAUCUCUUUAGAUCUACCAAACAACUUGGAUUGAUUUGAGUGCAAAAUCUGGUGCAGCUGUGCAUGGUAGCCAAUCAGCUUCUUCAUAUAAGCUUUGAGAAAAGAAAACUGGA